GCCCAUAACUCUGAAUUCAAGAUGGCGAGUUUGACUCAUGCUCAAAGGGUGACUCGACUUUACAGACGUUCAAUGAAACAUCUUUUAUCGUGGUGUGUUGAGCGAGAGAUUUGGAGGAAAGAAGCUUUGAAACUGAGAGCUGAAUUUGAUCACUACAAAUACGAAACAGAUCGCAACAAGAUCACCACAUUGCUUGAAGAAGGCGAAGAAAGAUAUCGCCGACAAUCUCAUCCGGAUCCUUACAUUAAUCCUAAUGCACCGGAUGGUGGAAAGUGGGAGAGAAAUAUGCCUCCUCCACUGCAUAGUUUGAUCAUGACACCUAAUGAAGAGGAGUGGUUUGAAGCUGUCAAGAAAUGGGCAAAUUAAUCCCAAGCCAAAAUGUUGUUUUUGUUGUAUUAGAACUUGUGGUAUAAUUCUUAAAAAAAGAUUUUUUAUGAAUGAGUUUGUCGACUAGUUCAGUUUCAGUGAAAAGUUUGAUGACUUGUAUAUAUGUACUGCACAAUAUACCCUCAAUAAACCAAAACAGAGAAAUAUUA
This is a messenger RNA of Xenia sp. Carnegie-2017, 536 nucleotides long. RefSeq names its product NADH dehydrogenase [ubiquinone] 1 beta subcomplex subunit 9-like. The record is from RefSeq and is a predicted model, not a curated record. The transcript has 3 exons. Gene Ontology annotation, biological process: mitochondrial electron transport, NADH to ubiquinone. Lineage: Eukaryota; Metazoa; Cnidaria; Anthozoa; Malacalcyonacea; Xeniidae. Bases 22 to 366 code for a protein of 114 amino acids.